This is a messenger RNA of Daphnia pulicaria, 1494 nucleotides long. RefSeq names its product ribosome biogenesis protein NOP53-like. Gene Ontology annotation, cellular component: nucleolus. Lineage: Eukaryota; Metazoa; Arthropoda; Branchiopoda; Diplostraca; Daphniidae. The record is from RefSeq and is a predicted model, not a curated record. Bases 23 to 1438 code for a protein of 471 amino acids. The transcript has 7 exons. Gene Ontology annotation, biological process: ribosomal large subunit assembly; rRNA processing. Gene Ontology annotation, molecular function: 5S rRNA binding.
CACCGCUCUUUUCCACACAGAAAUGGCGGCCUCCACAUUGGGAGCAGCAUGGUUAGUGAAUGAAAGUGAUAAUUUAGAAAAGAAAAAACCCAAAAGGAUUGUCAAACACAAGAAAAAAGCUUGGCGAGUUACUGCAAUCGAAGAUGUUGAAAGAUACUUGGAAAGUAAACGACUCGACGAACGACUUGGAGCUCCGUUUGAAGAGCGUCCGAGUGACAGUCUUUUCGUUGUUGACACAAAGGCCAUAGCUGACAAACCUGCAAAGAGUGAGCCAACCAGAAAACGAAAACUUAAAGAAAUUGGACCUCUGAAAUGCUACGCCAUUUUAACACCCAACUCUGCUGUUCAGGAUCCUUUAAAGUCAAGGAAUCGUGUACGUCUACCAGAAGAAAGAGGAGACCCACUUCUCAGAAAGGUCAUGGAGGAGAGAAGAGCCAGAGGGAAAAUUGCAACUCAUUUUGUUCAGUCUAUGAAGCAUCACCAAGAAAAUGUAGAAGCCCUGGCUAACAAGAAGAAACCGGAGAGGCUGAGGACGACUUUUGACUUUGACAUUUGGGGAGAAGCUGGUGACUAUUUGAUGAUUGGGGACAAGAAAGUUUCAGCACUUGACCUGUCAGACCCAUUGAAGACCUACACAAUGGAGAAAAUAGGAAAACGAAUCUACGGCCGGCCAAAAUCUAUGUUCUCGAAAACGACUGGCCUUAAACAAGUGGAAGUUCCCCAUCCAGGAACUUCUUACAAUCCAACUUUCCAAGAUCAUCAAGCCUUACUGAAAGAAGCUUACGACGUUGAGGCCAAAGAGAUAAAACAAGAAGUUAAAACCCGACGAAGACUGGGCCCCAUGCUGAAGAAGAUUCCCAUUCAAAGAAAAGAAGAGCAAUGGUGGUCAGAGAUGACUCAAGGAUUAGGCGAGGAAGAAGAACCAGCCAAUGGAGCGGAAGUGGAAGUCCCCUGUGUGCGUCCGACCAAGCCCAAAACUCGCAGACAGAAAAUCAGAGCCAAGGCUCUCAAGUGGCAAGACAUGCGUCGUAUGAAACUCAAGGAAGCUAAAAAGCGCCUGCUUGAAUUUGACCGAUUGAGAUCGAUUCGUCGCGAAAUCCGUAAAUCUGAAGAACUGACUGUCAAACGAAUGGAAACCCGAAAGAAGGAGAAGGAGGCCAAGAUGUUUAAGCCGGCCAUGCUUGGCAAACAUAAAUACGAGCCUCCACAGAUUGAAGUCAAUCUGAGCGAAGAGAUCGUUGGCACAUUACGUGGACUCAAAACUGAAGGCCAUGUUUUGAUCGACCGGUACAAGUCCCUCCAGCGACGCAACAUUAUCGAGCCGCGUAUUCGCCAGACAGUCGUGUACAAGUACAAGCAUAAAGUCUUUACGAAGCGCAGCCACUCUGAACCCAAGGGUCUUAAAGUGGGCAAGCGUAACAACAUCCCCGUACAAUGAAUCAAUUUGUAAUGCGAAUGACACGGUUGCUAUUUCAAUAAAGAAAAUAUGCCGAC